CAACUUGCAGGCAGCCUCUUUAAGAUCCUCGCACUCCGUGGUGGCCUCGCAUCUUGAGCCAUGUCUGCCCAGUUGCUGGCCGUUCUGCUUGCCUUCACCUCCCUGUGUGCUGCGUCUGAACCUGACUGCGAGGAGCUUGUUAAACCUCUGCAGCUGGACACUCACAGCCCUAUCUUCGGGAAAUGGGUUCUCCAUGUGAGCUCAUGGGACAAACCAGGCCUGAAGAGUGACCUGGUGGCAGCAAACAGCUCGUGGAUCGAAUUGUCACCAUCCUCCCAGAGUGGGAGCAUCUCCCUCUACUGGGCUGACCGUCUGAAUGACAAUAAAUGCCUUCAGGGGUCAGCUGAUGUCACCGUCUCCGGAAUGACCAGUCACACCACCUUCAACAUCAAUAACCAUACUUCCUAUCAUGAGGGCAAAUAUUAUGCAACCUGCUCCGACUGCCUCCUGUCCGAAGACACCACCCUCCUCCCCGAUGGCAAAUCGAAGGGCCGAUACCUUUUCCUCUUUACCCGAACUGGUAAACUGGAGCCAUCCGAAUUGGAGACCUUCAAGAAACAGGCCGUGUGUCUGAAUUUCCCCCCAGAAUUCUACUUUUUGGACUCAGAUCUCUGUCCGGAUGACAGGAAGACCGGUGCAACCAGUGAAGGAGAAGAGCCUACUGGUUCUGCAAAGUAAAAUGUAGCACAUGAACCGUCAGACAAAUAUGUCGUACUAAACAAACUAAAUGUUCGCAUGUGACUUUGUGAAGUGGAAUAACCUUGUAGACAUGUAAAACUUGAUCGCUUUGUGUCGAUUCUUUUUUUUUUGGGGGGGGGUUAAUAAAUGGAUCUCUGCAUCCUUAUUACGGUAGCGAACACUGGUUAAUUGUCGUGGAAUUAAACAAAUGCAAUUCC
This is a messenger RNA of Hippocampus comes (tiger tail seahorse), 896 nucleotides long. RefSeq lists its product as uncharacterized. NCBI's taxonomy places the organism in Eukaryota, Metazoa, Chordata, Actinopteri, Syngnathiformes, Syngnathidae. The record is from RefSeq and is a predicted model, not a curated record. The transcript is spliced from 6 exons. The coding region runs from base 61 to 678 and encodes 205 amino acids.